Molecule: messenger RNA, 3673 nt
Organism: Phycodurus eques (leafy seadragon)
Lineage: Eukaryota; Metazoa; Chordata; Actinopteri; Syngnathiformes; Syngnathidae
Gene: nt5c2b
Product: 5'-nucleotidase, cytosolic IIb
Exons: 18
Coding region: 270-1979 (569 amino acids)
Molecular function (GO): 5'-nucleotidase activity
Source: RefSeq, a predicted model, not a curated record
AAGGAGGUGCCGCCCUCUUGCCUCAUGCCUUCCUCUUACAGCUGGCAGCAGAGAGAGGGAGAGACAAACGCCACAGAGCCGCAAUCUGAGUGGAGACACAAUCUACCCCUUGGCCCCACAGUGCGGUACACUUUCGGGGUCUGACUGCGGCUUUCUGCGUAGAUAUACACAACCCGUCGUUCUCCUUCUCCGAGCUUCACGUUGGCUCAGGCCAAGUGGCGGUGCAGUUGUUUGACACGGGAUAUAUCAGCGACACUGAAAGACUAAAGAUGACUACUUCAUGGAGUGACAGACUGCAGAAUUAUGCAGACCUGCCUGCCAACAUGGACAGAGUAACAAUGAAAAAAUACAGACGAGAGCCCUACCAUAGAGUGUUUGUCAACAGAAGCUUGGCAAUGGAAAAGAUAAAGUGCUUUGGCUUCGAUAUGGAUUACACUUUGGCAGUGUAUAAAUCGCCAGAGUAUGAGUCGCUCGGAUUUGAGCUUACCGUGGAGCGGCUUGUUUCCAUCGGUUACCCACAGGAGCUGUUCAGCUUCGUCUACGAUCCAUCAUUUCCUACCAGGGGCCUUGUAUUUGACACCAUGUAUGGAAACCUGUUGAAGGUUGACGCCUACGGUAAUAUACUGGUCUGCGUCCAUGGAUUCAACUUCCUCAGAGGCCCCGAGAUCCGUGAGCGUUACCCAAACAAGUUCAUCCAAAGAGAUGAUACAGAGCGCUUUUAUAUCCUCAACACACUGUUUAACCUUCCAGAGACCUACCUCUUUGCAUGCCUUGUGGAUUUCUUCUCCAACUGCGAUAGAUACACAAGCUGCGAGACUGGCUUUAAAGACGGUGACCUCUUCAUGUCUUACAAGAGCAUGUUCCAGGAUGUUCGCGAUGCUGUUGACUGGGUCCACUUCAAGGGGACACUAAAGGAGAAAACUGUGGAGAACCUCGAGAAGUAUGUUGUGAAAGAUGGAAAGUUGCCUCUUCUCCUCAGCCGGAUGAAUGAAGUUGCCAAGGUGUUUUUGGCUACCAACAGCGACUACAAAUACACUGAUAAAAUCAUGACUUAUCUGUUUGAUUUCCCCCACGGUCCAAAGCCUGAUACUUCACACCGACCGUGGCAGUCUUACUUUGACCUCAUCCUGGUGGAUGCCAGAAAGCCGCUGUUCUUUGGUGAAGGGACAGUGCUCCGACAAGUGGACACGACCACAGGGCGACUUAAGAUUGGCACCUACACAGGGCCCCUGCAGCAUGGUAUUGUCUACUCUGGAGGUUCCUCAGACAUCGUGUGCGACUUGCUUGGGGCCAAAGGCAAGGACAUUGUAUACAUCGGGGACCAUAUCUUUGGAGACAUACUGAAGUCCAAGAAACGCCAAGGCUGGAGGACGUUCCUCGUCAUACCUGAGCUUGCUCAGGAGCUGCACGUCUGGACCGACAAGAGUUCUUUAUUUGAAGAACUGCAAGGUCUGGACAUUUUCUUGGCAGAACUCUACAAACAUUUGGACAGCAGCAGCAAUGAGAGGCCAGAUAUCAGCACUAUCCAGAGAAGAGUCAAGAAAGUCACACAUGACAUGGACAUGUGCUACGGCAUGAUGGGUAGCCUUUUCCGCAGCGGCUCCAGGCAGACUCUGUUUGCCUCCCAAGUGAUGCGCUACGCAGAUCUCUAUGCGGCCUCCUUCAUCAACCUGCUCUACUAUCCAUUCAGCUAUCUCUUUAGAGCCGCGCACGUACUUAUGCCCCACGAAUCGACGGUGGAGCACAUGCAUGUGGACAUCGCCAGCGAGUCGCCGCUGGCCACGCGCAACCGCAACCACUGUAGCGACUGCAAAGAAUUCGAGUGCAAACGCAACCAGUUAACACGCUCCUUCAGCGAGAUCAAGCCUCCCAACCUGUUCCCGCAAACCCCGCAGGAGAUCACCCACUGCCACGACGAGGACGAUGACGAGGAGGAGGAGGAAGAAGAAGAAGAAGAAGAAGAGGAAGAGGAGGAAUGAAGUUCUCCUUUUAGUCAUCUAGAGGUUUUCUAGUUAAAGGCAAAAUGGAAAAUCCUUCACUGUGUGUGUGUGUGUGUGAGUGAGAGUGAGAGAGAAAGUAUGUGAGUGUGUGUGUGUGUGUGUGCAUGUGUUAGCAGAUGUGUGUGUCAAUACUCGACAUUUUAGAGUAAAGUGUGACAGACCAGCAAACAAACAGGAUCACGACUGUCACAUAACUGCACGCAUGAUUUUUUCAUAGUUCUUUUUGAAAUCGAUUCGAUUUGAAUUUGUUUGUUGUUGCCAAUGGACUGAAGACACUCCUCCGCUGAGGUUUAACAUGACCUUUAGGAUAAGCUGGCUUGAAGCAUGACAUACACAAGACGAUGACGUCACAUAUGUGUCGGCACGCUAUGUGAAAAGAUGUAUCAAUCCGUUGCAUCGCAAUUGAUUUUUUAUGCAAAAUGGGAACAGUGUGCUUUGGGUUUGUGUGGUUUUCUUGACAUUUUGACGUCUUGUUUCUGCCAAAAGGCAUUGUGGGUGAUAAUGACAAGAAGAGCCUCUUUGCUAAACAGAGAGAAGGCAUCCCAGUGCUCGGGUGGCCGUUGACCUGUUCUGGUUACCUAGCAACAAUGAGGACACACGUACUGUAUAACAUGCCGAUAGUCGCUAUAACAACAGUGAACCUGUGCUUCUGUAAAUAGUUGUCAGGCAUAAACAGCUGAAGAAGCUCAGAGGCAGUAUUUUUUUUAUAAGAAAAUGAAACUUAAGUGUUGCAUUUGCAUUUAUUUUUUGACAUGCAGCCUCCAAAUGCAAAGGGCAUGCAAGGCAUCCUGUGAUUUUGAAUGUUUGUGGUUAUGCAGAGCCCAAAUGCUUAAAACUGAAGUAAAUAGCGCGAUUGGCACAGGUAAAAUUAUUAUUUUUUUCUUUCUGUUGAUAUUGCAGUUUCUAGCCUUUUUUGUGAUCCAGACACGCAAACGUACACUGAUACCUAUGACAUAACCUUAAACAAUUGAAGGAACCAUAACGAAUCUGUAUCGUUUUUUCUUCUUUUGUUUAUUUAUAAUUUUUAGUUUAGUUUUUUUUGGGGGGGGGGGGGGUUCCAAAUUGAAUAUUUGUAUUUUAGGGUUCAACUGUCUUUUUUUUUGCAUAACAUUAUGCACGUGAGAAUAUAUCUCUUUUUUAAGUUGGUUGACUGUAGAAAUUUUAGGGAUUUAUGCAUUGCAGUUUACACAGAACAAAACUGUAAAUCCAAGCUGGAACUACUAAAGAAAAAAAAAAUAAUGGAAAACGUGAAUAACAUGUUAAAAGCUGUAACUAAAUGUUAGUUGUAAUCAACAACUUUUGAGGGUUAUUUUUAUUUUUCUAAGCUAGUGUUUUAAAGGGUCUCAGUUUACAGAACUACUAAUGGAGAUUAUUAUUAUUAUUGCUAUUUCUAUUUCCGCCCAUUGUUUCUUAACUUUUGUACCACACCACACUUGGGGGUUGAGCCUGUUGGCUAUUAGUUAAGCCAAUAUUUAAACUGAUAUCUAAUUUUUCUUGUCAUGAUGUCCUGAAUGCAUCCUUGUUUGCAGCGUGUUUUGUCACGGUCAACUAAACUAUGGUUAUCUUUCAUGCAUAUCCUUUUAUGUUCUUAUUUGCUUUAUUCCCAGAUGCUCUGGCAGUUUGUAUACAGAAGGAAAUGGCCUACAAAUGUAUAAUAAAGAUAGUUUUUCAUA